This is a messenger RNA of Panicum virgatum (switchgrass), 831 nucleotides long. RefSeq lists its product as uncharacterized. The record is from RefSeq and is a predicted model, not a curated record. Gene Ontology annotation, biological process: transposition. Lineage: Eukaryota; Viridiplantae; Streptophyta; Magnoliopsida; Poales; Poaceae. The transcript is spliced from 3 exons. Bases 11 to 784 code for a protein of 257 amino acids.
GUGCUGGGAAAUGAUAGUGGACCGGUGGUGCUCGCAAGAGUGGGUGGAGAUGCACGAGGCUGCCCGGCAGCGACGUUUGCUGAUGCCAGGUGCAUCGCACCAUCAGGGCAACCGUAACCUCAAGGCGUACGUGGCUAGAUAUUCGGCGUCACAUGGUGGUGUGCCUUGCACCCAAGUCCAGGCAUACUGUUUGGCCCACAAAGGAAAGGCGACGUCCGAUGUCACCUUCAACCCGCAGGAUCCGCCCGAAGUGUACAGCAACGCAAGCGUCCACAGCCGCCUCAGUGGGUACACCUCGAUGGCACAAGAAGUUCAUGGGCCAGAGUUUGAUGCGAUCAAUGAGCCCAUUGAUGGAGAAGUCGUCAUGAGGGCGGGAGGAGGCAAGAAGCAUGGACGGUACUGGUUUGGCGACAGCUUAGUCGACACGGCGACUACUCCCACUCUCUCACAUAUUCGAGCCAGGAGUACCAGCUCAAGCCCUGCCAUACGCCCACGGCCAGACACUACACAGACUCAGAUUGAGGCUGUCAAGGCCCAGAUGGAAGCAGCCUUCCAAGCACGGCAGGAGGCGGCAGAGGAGAGGUGGAGGGCCGAGCGGGACGACAUCCAGCAAAAAUUGGAUCAAGCUCUAACAUUUAUGCAAAGCCUGGGCUCGGCGAUGGGUGUUUCGCCUCCACAAUUCCCUCCGGCCCCACUUGUUCGUCGUGCAGAAACUCCUCCUACCGUAAGUGGUUUUGACUCCUAUCGAGUUUCGGAAUGUCUUAGUGACUUAGCAUUAACCUAGAUUUACUUAAAAAUAAUAUCUUAUGAUACAUCUACAAUGACUUAGAA